This is a messenger RNA of Adineta ricciae, 543 nucleotides long. NCBI's taxonomy places the organism in Eukaryota, Metazoa, Rotifera, Eurotatoria, Adinetida, Adinetidae. The record is from the annotation of a GenBank genome assembly.
AUGGUUAAGAGCACGCUGUUCUUCUGUAUCUUAUUGAUUACAGUUAUCGAUAGUCGAGCAAUUCGUGAUCGACGACAAAUUCAAUCCCGACAGACCGGCCAAGACGUGAGUAACUUUAUAUCGAGUGGCUUCAACACCAUUCGUGAUACAGUCUCACCGGCAGCUGGCUAUACUUUCGAUCAAGCUUCUCAACUUUGGAAUCGUUACAAACCAAACAUUAACCAAGGAAUCAAUCAAAUUGGUCAAACAUGGAAUCAGUACAAGCAACAAGUAAAUCAAGGUUGGAAUCGAUUUUCUCAAAAUUUCUAUCCAUCAUAUGACUAUCAAAACUACGGAUAUAAUCAGUAUGGUUAUAAUCCUCAACAAUAUCCUGCUUAUUACAAUAUGCCACCGAACUAUGAUGGACAGAGAGCUUAUCCGACAUACAAUACCGGAAAUCAAUGGUAUCAAAAUUAUGGUCCUCAACAACGUUCAAAUGGAUUUGUUCCACCUAUAAAUCCAUAUCAGCGAUCAGCAUUUUCUGAUCUCAAUCGUAUUCGGUGA